AUGGAAUCAAAAAAUCUUACCCAAACCAUCAAUCCAUUCUAUUUACUUGCCUCAUUAGCUUUGGGUACAAUUGGAGCUGCUGCUUUUAAUGCCUUAAGAAAAGCUUCUACAGAUACUACUAGACAUGUUUUUGAAGAAAGUAUGUCAGCUGCAGCAUCUGCUCCAUAAUCUCCCAAAAAACCAACUAAAAAACAAAAUAUCAAUAAGUUGAUGGCAAAAAAUGCUAAUGAAAAUGAAUUAGUCAAAGAAUUAAAAAAUUUAGAAGAUAUUACCUGUGAGAUUGAAAGAGUUUCUAAUCUUGCUUAUGAUUUAAAACUAUAAGUAUUACCUUUGAAUGUAAAUCCUAUGCUUGGUAACUCAAAUUAUCGAAGUGUGUUUGGUGGUGAAGGAUUUUUGCCUGAAACUGCUUUUGUAAAUCAUGAUUGCUAUAUUCUUUGUAAUAUUUAUGAUAUUAAUUUAGAACACCCUAAUUUUGGACCAAAUGAUUUAUUAUCAAGAACAAAGAGAUGGUUAAGAUCUGGUCCAAGAAAGCAUUUAUUAUUUAGUCCAGAUGAAGUAAAAGCAGGAAUAGUAGUAGUAGGUGGAUUAUUACCAGGAUUAAAUGUAAUAAUUAGAGAAUUAACAAUGUGUUUGUUUUACAAUUACAAAGUAUAAAAUAUUUAUGGUGCUAAAUAUGGAUAUAAUGGAAUUUAUAAUAAUGAUUGGAUAAAAUUAGAUCCAAAAUUGGUUAAAACUAUUCAUCAUUAAGGUGGUUGUUUUUUGGGAACAGCUAGAUCAAAAUUUGAUGGUGAAAUGAUAGUUGAUGAAUUAGCUAAACAAGGAAUAAAUUAAUUAUAUUUAAUUGGUGGAUUGGGUUGUAUGAAGAGUGCUGAAUACUUACAUACAAUUAUAAAAGAAAGAAAUCUUAAAAUUAGUAUUGUAGUAAUACCAAAAAGUAUAGAAAAUGAAAUUCCUAUAAUUGAUAAAUCUUUUGGAUUUGAAACAGCAAUAGAAGUAAAAUAUAUAUUAAAUUAAAGGAAGCUUAAAAUCCUUUAAAAGCAGCAUAUUAAGAAACACAUUCAAAAAGAUAUUCAGUUGGAAUAGUUAGAUUAUGGGGAGCACAUACUGGAUUUUUAGCAUUGAAUGCUUCAUUAGCAUUUAGAAGUGUAAAUAUAUGUUUAGUUCCUGAAUUUGAAUUUGAUCUUCUUGGAGAAAAGGGAUUAUUAUAAUAUGUUUAUUAAAGAUUAUAACAUAAAGGAACAUGUAUAAUAGUAGUAGCUGAAGGUGCUGCAUCUUCUUUAAGAGAUUGCAAAAUUAAUGAUAAAGGUAGAGAUGCUUCAGGAAAUGUUAAAUAAGGUGAUAUUGGAUAAUUUUUAAAAAAUGCUAUACUAGAAUUCACCAGAGAAAAAGGUUUGAAUGCUGAAGUCAAAUAUAUUGAUCCAUAAUAUAUGGUUAGAGCUGGUAAAGCUAAUUCAUUAGAUUCUAAAUUAUGUAGUUAAUUAGCUUAAAAUUCUAUUCAUGCUUCUAUGGCUGGUUUUACUGGUUUUGCUGUUGGUCAUGUCAGUAAUAAAACUUGUAUGAUUCCAUUGAAUGAAAUGAAUUCAGGAGAUUAUGCCAAUAGAAUUACAGUAAUUAUAUUUAUAUAUUCUUAGCCAUCAAAUAUUUCAUGGUAAAGAUUAUUAGCUGGAACUGGAUAACCAUCAUUCUUAAAUAAUGAAUAAGAUAUUUGAUCAAAAUAUAAUCAAAAAUAAAU
Messenger RNA from Paramecium sonneborni, 1732 nucleotides. Lineage: Eukaryota; Ciliophora; Oligohymenophorea; Peniculida; Parameciidae. The record is from the annotation of a GenBank genome assembly.